GUCAACAGAGGCGGUCCUGCGCAUGUCAGUGUGACUUUAAGUGAAACUAUCUUCUGCAUUGGGCACAGUUUGGUUUCAACCGACAAGUUGCUCCUGAGUCGUGCUUUUCGUUACCUACAAAUCAUGUCGGACUCCAUAAAAAACGUGGCGGUAUUUGGAGCCACGGGAAUGACGGGGCUCGCGACCCUGCCGCAAGCCGUCUCUGCAGGAUACAAUGUGACGGUGCUGACGCGAGACCCUUCCAGGCUGCCUGCCGACCACAAUGCGUUCCGGGUGGUGGUGGGAGAUGUGCUCAAUAAAGACGAUGUGAUGAAGACCCUGGAAGGCCAGGACGCUGUCAUCAUCAUCCUGGGCACCAGGAACAGCCUGAGCCCGACCACCAUGAUGUCUGAAGGCACCAAGAACAUAGUUGAAGCCAUGAAGUCCCAUGGGAUCUGCAAAGUGGUGGCCUGCAUGUCAGCCUUCCUGCUGUGGGACCGCUCUAAAGUGCCGCCCCGCAUGCUUCCUGUGACGGAGGACCAUGACAGGAUGCACACAGUGCUGAAGUCCUCAGGGCUGGACUACGUGGCCGUCAUGCCUCCUCACAUUGCAGACGACCUUCCUCUGACGGAGAGUUACCUGACGCAGGAGAACAUGCUGAAGGGGAGAGCCAUCUCUAAACACGACCUGGGACACUUCUUUGUCAAGUGUCUGUCCACCUCAGAGUGGGACGGGAAGGCUGUGGGAUUGUGGGGAGAGUAUAAAUAAUCCUGAACAGACAGACAGACAUACAUUACUUUGUUUUUUGUUUUAAACUUGGAGAUAAAUGAAGAACUAUAAUA
Molecule: messenger RNA, 821 nt
Organism: Gymnodraco acuticeps
Lineage: Eukaryota; Metazoa; Chordata; Actinopteri; Perciformes; Bathydraconidae
Gene: blvrb
Product: biliverdin reductase B
Exons: 5
Coding region: 124-747 (207 amino acids)
Source: RefSeq, a predicted model, not a curated record